Spodoptera litura is the source of this 3524-nucleotide messenger RNA. Its product is annotated as lysophosphatidylserine lipase ABHD12. The record is from RefSeq and is a predicted model, not a curated record. Gene Ontology annotation, molecular function: monoacylglycerol lipase activity; phosphatidylcholine lysophospholipase A1 activity. NCBI's taxonomy places the organism in Eukaryota, Metazoa, Arthropoda, Insecta, Lepidoptera, Noctuidae. Gene Ontology annotation, biological process: monoacylglycerol catabolic process; phosphatidylserine catabolic process. Gene Ontology annotation, cellular component: endoplasmic reticulum membrane.
UCAAAUCAAAUGUCGUCAAAAGUUCGAAGGUUCGAUUCAUGAUUUGCAAUAAUUUGUAUUAAUUGACCGAUAAAAUAAUAAUCUAAAUACUGAGUGGACGAUGAUUUCAUGAAUUAAAAUAUUAGCUUAGUCUCGACCCCGAUUCAAUUCAUCAUUUUAAUUUAUUUAUCUGACGCAACCCGUCGUAGACUAACGCACGUAAACCAUUGUGUACAUUUAUUUAUUUUGUUGUUAAUUUUUUCUAAUAAAUUUUGUGCGGUGUAGUUGUUGUUUUGUUUGCCUGCUUUUUUGUUAUUGUUUUUAAUAACUAAUUAUGGUAGAAUUCCAAGGACUGUUCAUAUGUGUGCCUCUUUACACUGCUGGGGUGCUAAUACUAGGUGCUUCAUUGUCUGCAAGUCUGUUUGUAUUCCAUGUAGCUGUAGUACCACUUAUCUUCAAAUAUUCAAAGGGCUUUAGAAGAAAUCUAGUUUUUGCUAAUUUUGUACAAUGGCCGCCCAACACGGACUUCGAGGAGCCGAUCGCAUCUGGUAUCGAGGGAGCGCGCAACCUUAGCAUCGAGUACCAGUCCAAAGUAGACAAGUGCAAUGUCAAGAUUGGUAUCUGGCACAUUCUCCCAAAGACAGCGUAUGAGCGGCUGAAGGGUAAUUUCGAGAGCAGCACGGACCGGGAGGAGCUGAACAAAAUACUUGAUGACGAGCUCACCAAGUCUAAGAAUCCUGUCGUACUGUACUGUCAUGGCAACUCGAACAACCGAGCAGCGUGGCACAGGAUACAGCUGUACAAGUUCUUCCAGAAGAUGGAAUUUCACACAAUCGCCUUUGAUUACAGAGGGUACGGCGACUCGACCAACAUACGUCCGACGGAGGCGGGCGUGGUCGAGGACUCGCUCGUUGUAUACGAGUGGUUGCUCAGUACGCUCGGCGGCAGUAACAAGCUGUUCGUAUGGGGACACUCGCUCGGUACAGCAAUAUCAUCUCAUCUAUUAGGCAAUCUACAAGAGCUGUCAGUGACACUACUAGAAAGAUCUACCCCCCUCCCGCUACCCAGAGGUCUAAUAUUGGAAGCACCCUUCAAUAACUUGGCUGAUGAAGUCGCUAAGCAUCCAUUGUCGAAGUUAGUUACCUGGCUCCCGUACUACGACUGGACAUUCGUGGACCCGUUUCGUAGUAAUAAAGAACAAACGUUCAAAUCUGACGAGUAUCUAGUGAAAGUGAGGUCUCUGCCCAUACUCAUACUGCAUGCUAAGGAUGAUGUUAUCGUGCCUUUCGUGGUGGGACUGAGAUUAUACAGAUCGAUAUUACAAUCUCGGAGUACAGACGACGCGAUGAUCAAGUUGCAUGCGUUUGAAAAGAAGGAAGAUCUCGGCCACAAGGGGAUCUGUACUGCUGCUGAUCUACCUAACGUUUUGGGGGAAUUCGUAAAUCAUCACCUACAGUGAUGUCAAACAAGUUCAAAUGAUGGUAUACGCCUUCAAUUCUGAAAAUCAUGAUAUUACUUACACGUAACAUUACGCCCGUUUCUCUUUAAAGCGACAGACAGGAGUAAAAAAUAUACUCAUUUUUUGACAAAUAGUUGGGCUUUAACUAUAUAACUCUGCUGUUCUCUUCAAGGUAAAAUGGCGUGAUGGUAUGUUUAUACUUGUACUCUAUAAGCAUGUUCCUAAUAUUAUAUUUAAAAAAUAAAACUUUGCUAUAUGUACCAAUUGAAAAUGAACUUUCAAUGUAUGUUAGUAAGCUAUAAAAUCCUUAGAAUUGUCUACAAAAGCCUAAAGUCUGGAUUUGUGCCUAAAUAAGCCUAACAAUUCGAAUAAUUAAUAGAUUUUAAACCGUCACUUUUGGUUCCUAUCAAGUUACUGUAGAUUUCGCGUUCUAUACCCCAGUGAGGUAAAAAAAACGUUUCUUGUUGGCUUAUUUAUUACUCAAACUGUCAAUAAUAAUAUUAAUCACUGUUUCUUAAUACAAAUUUGACCAUAGUACAAUGUAAAUGAUAUUUAUAAAUAAUGCUAUAAUAUGACGUAAUAUUAACAAACUGCACCAUCACUUUCGGGGAAAACCGGCUCCCCGAAAAUGAUGACAAUCAAAAGGUUCUAACGAUUGGUUUGGGAUACUUCUGGUAUUGCGUUGAUCGUAUAUCAUCAAGCUAUGUUCCUCUCGAUAGUAUAGAAAAGCAAUAAUAUGUAUGACCAAUAUGUUACCAACAAUAUAAAUAUUUGUGCUAAAUCCUAAAUAAUAGGAUAGCAAAGCGUGCCUCUUUAUCACGCUUGCACGCCUAAAUAGCUUUUCUUCCUUGCAUUCUUUAUUUUUAACUCCUAUACAAUCACUAAUUCCCCAAAAUAGUCUCUAAACAUCGGAAAUAAGGUCUAUAAUGAAGUUAGUAGAGGGAGGUCACCGGUGACCGCUUGGGGAUUGAUUAGUUAACUAGGAUUUUACAUUCAAACUCAAUGGAUGAUUAUUUUCCACUUCUUCACGCAAAUUAAGCUAUUCACAAAAGCAAGUAGUCUUAGAAAGAACUACUUGAAAUGAAUAGGUCAAGAUGGCCGCUAAUUUCAAACUCCUAAUAUUAAUUAGAAGACAGUUGUUAGCAUUGAUUGUAAUGUGACUGAUGAACAGAAGGUCUUAGGUUGUUUUAUGGGUUUAACAAGUUCAAAUGGUUUUACAAUAAAUUUUCAAUAUGAGAGUUCAUAGAAACUUAUUAAAACUAUUGACUUUCUGAGAAAGCAAGAUUGUCAUGAUAUUUACUAAUUGUUGAUUUAGUUAAUGGUCACAAAGUUUUCAUCACAAAUACUAUAUUUAUUCAAUAGUAGUCAAAUUCUUAGCUCGUGACAGUCCAUUCCUAGACUUCGGGCCUUCUAGAGUGAGUUUGCUAUUAUAAUCUCUUUUUUUUUGUAUUGUAACUUUCGUGAAUAUGAGCCUCUAGCAUGGCUGGAAACUAGUCGAGUUCCUCGUCAAAUUAUUACGUGAGUGAGCCGAAAACAUAAUAAUUUAUUAUAAUCUCCUUUCUAUGUAUGCUGGUUUGGAGAUCGUAGUUAAAAAAGUUCAGAUUUUUUAGAGCGACACUACCCAAUCAAAUGUGACAUCCUUUAGUCGGUUUGUAUAAAAUCCGCUGUAGGAGUAGGGAUGAUGACAGUGUGUCUGUAUUCAUCUCUAUCUACGAUCACAACACGUCUUAGAUUUAGAAAAUAAAAUCUUGGGAUAAUAGAAUCAGUAGUAAUACCUAAAUUCGCGUCUGAACUAUGCUAUAUAGGAAAGGGUGCUUUUCUAAGUCAAAAAUGAGUGGUUUUGAUUCAUCCCAUGCACAGAAACAAAAAAUAAGUAUGAUAUUUUACUCAAAAAAAUAUGGCGUCGUUACUAACAUUCUGUACACAAUUCAAGUUAAAGCAGAAAUAAGACAAAAUGCCUAUGAGGUGUUUUAGUUGGUCUAACAUUAAAAAAAACUUAAGUAUUGUGUUUGACUACUAGGAAAGUACUCUACAAGAAUUUGUAGGAACACAUGUAUCGAUGUCAUGCGACGGAUGCCUUUUCGUG